Eurytemora carolleeae is the source of this 4247-nucleotide messenger RNA. RefSeq lists its product as uncharacterized. The record is from RefSeq and is a predicted model, not a curated record. The coding region runs from base 34 to 2871 and encodes 945 amino acids. Lineage: Eukaryota; Metazoa; Arthropoda; Copepoda; Calanoida; Temoridae. Gene Ontology annotation, molecular function: transmembrane transporter activity. Gene Ontology annotation, biological process: transmembrane transport. The transcript has 15 exons. Gene Ontology annotation, cellular component: membrane.
GGCUAAUUUUGUUCUCUCACAGAAGGAUAAAACAUGAAGUUUCCUGAAUUGACUGGUGUUCUCCGAGAGACGUGGGCAGUGAUGACUCUGUAUAUAGGUGUUCUUGGUAAUGGUCUAAGUAUGGGAUAUUCAGCAAUAGCUAUACCGGACAUUAAACAAGAGUUACUACAUCAUAGAGAAAAUUCUACAUCCUUCUUUGAUCCAAUUGAAACUUCAAUUGAACAACUUUACUGGUUUGCAAGCAUCCUAAGUAUUGGGCAGCUGUUUGGAUCACUAGGUGGAGGAUUAUGUGCCUCAACAUUUGGACCUAAAAGAACUAUUCUCUUUGCUUCCAUUCCUAACAUUUGUGGAUGGGUGACUAUUGGAUUUUCACAAAGUAUCUACUCCUUAAUUGCUGGGCGACUUAUGGCAGGGUUUGGUUUGUCAAUGUUGUCUGCUAAUUGCAGUAUGCUGGUCUCUCAAUAUAGCUCCAUUUCAAGACGAGGAAUAUUUUUGUCUACUUAUACCCUCAUGGUCAGUUUAGGCAUUUUAGUGAUUUAUGUAAUCGGAGCAAUUCUCAACUGGAGAUUAGCUUGCAUAGUACCAGUUUGUGUUCUUGUUCUUCAUAGCUGUAACCUAGUAUUUAUUCCUGAAUCUCCAGUUUGGUUACUGGGACAUUCAGGUGUUAAGGAAGCAAGAGAAGCAUUACAAUGGCUGAGGGCAACGGAUGAUGUGGAGGUGGAAUUAGACACUCUAAGAAAAGUUCAAGAAAAGCAGGAGAGCGCCCUAUCUUUGUGCGAUGCUUUGAAAAACUUUAGAAAUCCUGAUGUUUACAAACCAGUUUUAAUUGUUGCAUUUAACUUUGUUUUGAUAAAACUGGCUGGACCUGUUGCAAUAGCUUACUAUGCAGUGGAAAUAUUUCAAACUACUGGCGUUGAAGUUGAUAAAUAUUUGGCAGCAAUUAUUAUGGGAGGUGUUAGGGUUUUAGGCGGGGUGUGUGCAAUUUUUCUUGUACACAAGCUUCCCAGAGUCAGACUGGCGUUAAUAAGUGUUGGUUGUAUGGGAAUAUCCAUGGGACUGUUAGGAUUCUCUAUGUAUUGCCAGCAUAUUAGUUAUGAGUUCCCAGGAUUAAGAGUCAUUCCUCUUAUAUCCUUAGUUCUUUACACCUUUAGUUUUGGUUCAGGGGUUGGAUCUCUUAUGUGGGUUUGGGCUGGAGAACUCAUACCUCCUGAAUACAAAGUAUUUGCUGGGCUAACAACAGCUAUAGCCUAUGGAGCUAUAUUUGGUGUGACCCUGAUAUUUCCAACCAUGAUGGCUGUUCUAUAUCCUUAUGGAACUUUCUGGUUUUUUUCCUGUAUGUGUUUCCUGGCUUUUGGACUAUAUGCAACUGUAAUGCCAGAGACUAAAGGAUUGUCUAUUCUACAGAUCAGAGAAUAUUUCAGAAACUCUGGAACACCAAGUUUAUUCUUUAAAAAGAAAGAUAUGCAGUCUUCAGAAUGGACUGGCGCUCUCAGAGAAACCAGGGCAGUAUUGGCACUGUAUAUAGGUGUUCUAGCAAAUGGCAUGAGUAUGGGAUUUUCAGCAAUAGCUAUACCUGACAUUAAACAGGAGAUAAUGUUUAAAGAAAACUCAACAUCAUUGUUUGAUCCAAUUGAAACUUCCAUUGAAGAACUUCAUUGGUUUGCUAGCAUCCUGAAUAUUGGACAGCUGGUUGGGUCAAUCUGUGGAGGAGUAAGUGCAUCAGCAUUUGGUCCAAAAAGAACUAUUCUCUUUGCUGCAAUCCCAAAUAUAUGUGGAUGGGUGACUAUAGGAUUUUCACAAAGUAUCUACUUCCUAAUUGCUGGAAGGCUUAUAACUGGGUUUGGUCUAUCCGUGUUGUCUGCUAAUUGCAGUAUGCUGGUCUCUCAAUACAGCUCUAUUUCUAGACGAGGAAUAUUUUUAUCCACAUACACCCUUAUAGUCAGUUCAGGCAUUUUAGUGAUGUAUAUACUAGGAUCUGGUCUCAACUGGAGAUUUGUCUGUAUUGUACCUGUUAGCAUUCUCAUACUACAAAGUUGUAACCUAGUAUUUAUUCCUGAAUCUCCAGUUUGGUUACUGGGACACUCAGGUGUUAAGGAAGCUAGAGAAGCAUUACAGUGGCUGAGGGCAACGGAUGAUGUGGAGGUGGAGCUAGAUAAUCUCAGAAAAGUUCAAGAGAAGCAGGAGAGCGCUUUAUCUUUAUGUGAUGCAUUAAAAAACUUCACGCAUCCCGAUGUUUACAAACCAGUUUUGAUUGUUACAUUCAACUUUGUUCUGAUCAUUCUUGCUGGACCUGUUGCAAUUGUGUUCUAUGCAGUGGAAAUUUUUCAAACUACUGGCGUUGAAAUUGACAAAUAUUUAGCAGCAAUUAUCAUGGGAGCUGUGCGAGUUCUAGGAGGCAUAUGUGCAAUUUUUCUAGUUCACAGGCUUCCACGAGUAAGAUUAGCCAUGAUUAGUGUUGGUUGUAUGGGAAUAUCUAUGGGACUGUUAGGCUUUUCCAUGUAUUGUCAAGAUGUUGAUUAUGAGUUUCCUGGAUUAAGAAUUAUACCUCUUAUAUCUAUAAUUCUGUACACAUUGAGUUAUGGUUCAGGAGUUGGAUCUCUGAUGUGGGUUUGGGCUGGAGAACUCAUACCUCCGGAGUACAAAGUAUUUGCUGGGAUAGCUGCUUCAAUUGCUACUGGUGCUAUUUUUGGUGUGACUCUGAUAUUUCCAACUUUAAUGACUGUUCUACGCCCGCACGGAACUUUCUGGUUGUUCUCCGGCAUGUGUUUCUUAGCUUGUGGACUCUACGCAACUAUUAUGCCUGAAACUAAAGGGCUGUCUAUUCUCCAAAUCAGGGAGCUUUUCAGAAACUUGGAGAAAUCAAAACCUUAAAUCAAAAUUUUCAACAAAAACUUAAAUACCUGUAUUUAUCAUAUUUAAUUUUGUUGAUAAAUUUUGUAUAUUAAUAUUUAAUUAUAAACUGAUGUCAUAGGUCAAGUUCUUUUGACAUUAGAAUGCAUACAUGGACGAAUUUAAAUCAUUUCAUAUUAUGAAGAAUUUAGACUGGAUGCAAUUAACAUAACAUUUAUUAAGUUGAUUUCCAUAUUAUCUCUAUUAAUUAAUGAUUUGUCUAGCUGGUGUAUUGAUUCCUGCAGAUAUUGACAAUGUUAUAUAGAGCUAAUCUGACAUACCAGAACAACAUUAAGAUAGAUCAACAUACAACAUAUAUUACACAUUUAUAUUUAUCUAAGAAAAGGGGGAUUAAGCUAAUGACGUAAUUCGAAUAUCAAUAUUAUUCUUACUGUACUGAUGAUUCCUUCGAAACAAAAAUAGCUCUGUAAAGAUAUUAUUUAGUAACCCAUAACCGAAAUAAAAUACCUAGAUCAAAUUUCGAAAUAUUGUAGGUGACCAACCGCUUCAUUCUUAAUUCCAACCAGCAAUGAAGUUUUGUGAAUUUCUCAAAAAGUUUCACAAAUAUUCCUGAAAAAAUUGCUCUGCCUUAUGAUCGUUCUACCUUAUGAUUGUUCUACCUUAUGAUUGUUUUACCUCAUGAUCGUUCUACCUUAUGAUCGUUCUACCUUAUGAUCGUUCUACCUUAUGAUCGUUUUACCUGAUGAUUGUUCUACCUUAUGAUCGUUCUACCUUAUGAUAGUUCUACCUUAUGAUCGUUCUACCUUAUGACCGUUCUACCUUAUGAUAGUUCUACCUUAUGAUCGUUCUACCUUAUGAUCGUUCUACCUUAUGAUCGUUCUGCCUCUUGUCAUUCAUACCUUUUGUACUAGAGCCCCUAUUUCAGAAUCUAAUCAUUAAUUCCUAUCUCAAAAUUAUUAUUGUAUUGAAAGAAUAGAUUAUAAUUCCUUCUUCUAAACUAGCUAAAGAUAAAAGCUAAUUUUAGUUUUAAAAUGUACAUGUCUGGGUCUACAAAAAAGUAUAGUUGGUGGAAGGUUGAACCAAACCAGAUUAGAAAUAAACGACGGGGACCACUUCUUCAGUAAAUAUAUUUCGACAUUUCCUUGAUGUCCUCAUCAGUACUAUAGGUUGGGGAGACACUGGUCAAAAAGGUAUAUGUAAUUUAUUAAGGUCAAGGCUUUGCGACACUUAUAAAGUCGACCCGGUCAUAAAAAUUGGUAAUACUUUUCAUAAAUGUUACUUGCCACAUACUCUAAUUUUUUAUCCCUUUAUCUUUGAAACUUUAAUAUUUGUGUACGUGGUAAAUGAACGGGUAACUGGUCCUUACCACAAACUAUUCCAAUUCCUACAUCUUAGCA